Molecule: messenger RNA, 723 nt
Organism: Dromaius novaehollandiae (emu)
Lineage: Eukaryota; Metazoa; Chordata; Aves; Casuariiformes; Dromaiidae
Gene: IL26
Product: interleukin 26
Exons: 5
Coding region: 1-513 (170 amino acids)
Source: RefSeq, a predicted model, not a curated record
AUGAAAGUAUAUUCUAUUUUCAGAUCUGGGCGAUUUUUUGUUCUGCUUUGUCUUUUCAUUGUGGAAGGGAAAAGGUUACCUACAGGAAAGCAUACCUGCCGAAAAGGACUCCUCUUCCAAGUGACAGAGAACCUGUAUAUCAAGGCAACUAGUUUAAAAUCAUCUGUUCCUAAAGAUCUCAUCAAGAACACAAGACUGCUAAAAAAGACAACAAAAAUGAUGUUUAUGACAAACUGCAGCGUUCGAGAUCAGCUCUUGUCAUUCUAUGUGAAAAAUGUUUUCACUCAUCUUGGAGUGGGAAGUGAAAGGCUGUACGUUAUUAGUGCCUUCCAGGCCCUGCAAGAGAACCUGAGCGCCUGUCUUCCAUGUGCUCCAUCUACAAGGUUAACUCCUGCUGUCAAAAAAAUAAAGAGAACAUUUCAGAAGCUUGGAGAGAAGGGAAUCUACAAGGCCAUCCAUGAGCUGGAUAUUCUCCUUCCCUGGAUUCAGGCCUACAUACAAACCGUUAUAUGAAGAACAAGGGUUUGACAGAUAAGAAGCCACUUCUGCACUAAGAAUGAAUCCUUACCCAAAAGACCUGGAAAUGAACUGAGAGCCGGAUAGAUGUACAACUGGCCUGGAUGCAAUUCCAACACACUGCAGGAGAGCCUCUGUACCACGAUGGCAUAAAGAGAGGGAUUUUCAAGAGCUUUCAGAGUUGGUCUGGUGUAUCAGCUACAUCUG